Carica papaya (papaya) is the source of this 1199-nucleotide messenger RNA. Its product is annotated as small ribosomal subunit protein eS4x. The record is from RefSeq and is a predicted model, not a curated record. Gene Ontology annotation, biological process: translation. NCBI's taxonomy places the organism in Eukaryota, Viridiplantae, Streptophyta, Magnoliopsida, Brassicales, Caricaceae. Gene Ontology annotation, molecular function: structural constituent of ribosome; RNA binding. Gene Ontology annotation, cellular component: cytosolic small ribosomal subunit; ribosome.
GAGAGAGGUAUUUUCGUACUCUACAAUUGCCUUCACAACUACGAGUCCUCACCCUAAAACCCUAACCUCCUGCGUGAUAGAAGGAAUUGGCGGCAGCCAGGUCGAGAGGCUAUUGGGGAGGAGAUUUGAAGAGGAGUAAAAACAGCUGGAAAAAUGGCGAGAGGGCUGAAGAAACAUUUGAAGAGGCUUAAUGCCCCAAAGCACUGGAUGCUUGACAAGCUCGGUGGUGCAUUUGCACCCAAGCCAUCAUCUGGUCCACACAAGUCCAGAGAAUGCCUUCCCUUGAUUCUUAUCCUGAGGAACAGGCUCAAAUAUGCACUUACUUACCGGGAAGUCAUUGCUAUCCUGAUGCAACGACAUGUUCUUGUUGAUGGAAAAGUUAGGACUGAUAAAACGUAUCCUGCUGGUUUCAUGGAUGUUGUGUCAAUUCCCAAGACAAAUGAGAACUUCCGUCUCUUAUAUGAUACCAAGGGACGCUUCCGUCUUCACACCAUCAGAGAUGAAGAGGCAAAGUUCAAGCUUUGCAAGGUUCGAUCGGUACAGUUUGGCCAGAAAGGUAUCCCCUACCUCAACACCUAUGAUGGUCGUACCAUCCGCUACCCUGACCCCCUUAUCAAGGCCAAUGAUACUAUUAAACUUGACUUGGAGACUAACAAGAUUGUUGACUUCAUCAAGUUUGAUGUUGGGAAUGUUGUGAUGGUGACUGGCGGAAGGAACAGAGGGCGUGUUGGAGUCAUCAAGAACAGAGAGAAACAUAAGGGUAGCUUUGAGACCAUCCAUGUUCAAGAUGCAGUUGGUCAUGAGUUUGCCACGCGAAUGGGUAAUGUGUUUACAAUUGGUAAAGGAGCAAAGCCAUGGGUGUCCCUUCCAAAGGGCAAGGGUAUAAAAUUAUCAAUCAUCGAGGAGUCUAGGAAGAGGCUUGCUGCUCAACAGGCUGCCUAAUCUGAUGAUAAAUUUUGAGCCCAUGUUUUGAGGUACUUUCAUUUUGUGGAUUAAUACCUGUUUGGAUGCUUCCAAUUUAAGCUGCGAUUCGAGGAUUUGUUUUGCUGUGAUUUGAGUUAUUGUUUUUAGGAUAAAGAUGGUUGGAUGCUUUUUCAUUUAGCUGCCUUUAAAUUUAUGUUAGAAAGACUUUAUAUACAUCUAAAUGUUGGUGAUGUGAUCUGAGUUACUUAUAUAGAGUUUCGAUGCUAAUUACAGUC